UAUGCGUACGAGAAAGAGGAAGAGAAGAGAGAGAGCGUUGAAGUCCUUUCGCUUCACUCCUUAAAGGACAUAAAUAAUUUUAAGUGAUUUCUGGUCUUGCUAUUUAAUAAUACUAAUUGAACCAACUUUUGGAUAUAUAUAGGCUCUUCUUUCCACAAAACUCAUCAACUUACCUAGUUUUUUUUGCAGUAUUUUCUUUUUUUGUUUUGUUUUGGUAUGUCUCAGUCUCAAGCUUACUGUGUUAAGGAAAACAAGCCCUGCAAUGUGUGGGUUGAGAGAUAUUUCAAAGACUGUCUUUGCAAUCUAAAGGAUGAUUUGUCUUUUGGUUUUGGGUUAACUAGUCUUGUCUGCUGGGGAGUUGCAGAGAUCCCUCAAAUCAUCACCAACUUCAAAACCAAGUCCAGCCAUGGAGUUUCCCUUCUUUUUCUCCUCACUUGGGUUGUUGGUGAUGUGUUCAACCUUGUUGGAUGCCUUCUGGAACCUGCAACGUUGCCAACUCAGUUCUACACUGCUCUGCUCUAUACAGCGAGUACUGUGGUUCUAGUACUUGAAAGUAUAUACUAUGAUUAUAUCUAUAGGUGGUGGAAAUGUAGACGGAUCAAAGCUGACAACAUGGUUGAAGAUGAGAAAAAACCAUUGAAGGCUGGGAAACCUGGCUCAGGCAUUCCCAUUCCUAGGGCCUCACAAAAACCCAAUCCUCGCAGGGAGUAUUACUACAUGUCGGCUAGAUCUUUGGCUGGCAGUGGCACUCCACCUAUCCGAACAUAUAUGAGAGCAGCUAAAAGUGGCCCUUCAGCUAUGGAACUCGACAGUGGUUCCUCCUCAGAAGAUGAAUCAGCUCAUGUUUCAUCCAAAAAGUCCGCCACUCAACCUAGGCCAAUCCCAAGAUCCGUUGCAAAUUAUGGUACAUUUCUAGCUGCCUCAAUCAACUUGCCUUUAGGAAGUAAGGCAUGGAUGGAAGCAAGAUCUGGCUUUACCAGUCGAAGACUAUUACAUGAACACAGUAUGAGCCACAGCACCUUUGGGCAGUGGCUGGGAUGGCUAAUGGCCGCCAUAUACAUGGGCGGCCGAAUCCCUCAGAUAUGGUUAAAUAUCAAAAGAGGCAGUGUUGAGGGCUUGAAUCCUCUCAUGUUCAUCUUUGCACUGAUAGCUAAUGCUACAUAUGUGGCAAGUAUUCUAGUGAGAACCAGUGAAUGGGAAAACAUUAAGCCUAACAUGCCAUGGCUGCUGGAUGCUGCAAUUUGCGUGGCACUCGACUUAGUUAUCAUAUUACAGUAUAUGUAUUACUCCUUUUUCAGAGAGACAGUUAACAGUGAUGCAGAAGAUUAUGGGGAUCACAUGGAUGCAAGUAAAAGAAUCUAAAUGACUGAAAUCUUUAGGGGACAAGUUGCUGUUUGUAUCUCGCUAGUAUGGUGGUAGUAGUAGUAGUAGUAGUAGUAGUAGUAGUAGUAGUAGUAGUAGUAUAAGCUUCUCUUUCUGUAGGAAGAUCACUUCAAUCAACAAACUGAACUUGUAAUUUUUAUUAACUGGUGUGCUUGGUUGGUUCUCAAGUGCUCCACCUAUGGAAAAUUUUAUGUAACAUAUUAUCCGUUUCAAUCCGAAAAUCUCAAGGCUUUGUCCCACAAAAGGCAGCCUACACUA
Gossypium raimondii (Peruvian cotton) is the source of this 1641-nucleotide messenger RNA. RefSeq names its product probable vacuolar amino acid transporter YPQ1. The transcript is spliced from 12 exons. The coding region runs from base 217 to 1362 and encodes 381 amino acids. Lineage: Eukaryota; Viridiplantae; Streptophyta; Magnoliopsida; Malvales; Malvaceae. The record is from RefSeq and is a predicted model, not a curated record.